Molecule: messenger RNA, 1272 nt
Organism: Ciona intestinalis (vase tunicate)
Lineage: Eukaryota; Metazoa; Chordata; Ascidiacea; Phlebobranchia; Cionidae
Product: WD repeat-containing protein 55
Molecular function (GO): protein binding
Source: RefSeq, a predicted model, not a curated record
AGAACAUCAGUGUAGUAAAUAUUUGGUAAAACACAGUUAAACUGACUUUUCAUAAAUAAUGAGCGAUUCCGAUUCUGAUUUUUCUGACAAUAGCGAAGCCAAUGAUGAUGAAAAGGUUUCAAGACCAAAGCAGAUUAGAGGAGUUGCAGACUUUGUUGAUCUCUCAUUCCACCCCUCCACUACUUACACACUCGCUACUGCGAAUAUGAAUGGAUAUGUUAGACUAUAUAACUGCGUUCCUGGUGAAGAAUGUGAACAACUGGCAAAAGUUCGGGUCAGCAAGAAACCUUGCAGAAGUCUUUCCUUCUCAUAUGACGGCGAAGAUGUUUUGAUACUUACCAAGGACCGAACCAUGCAUUUUGUUUCUUCGGCCACCGGAAACUUAACACGAAGAAUAGAGGAAACUCAUCGAUCCGCUCCAUACUGUCUGUCAGUUAUUGAUAAAAAUUUACUUGCUACUGGUGAUGAUGAUGGAACGCUUAAGGUGUGGGAUUUGCGGAAAGGCAAAGAUGCGGUCAUGACCUCGGAAGAUAAAUUUGAAGAUUACGUAAGCGACAUUGCUGUUGACGAUAAACGUCGUCUGAUCUUCGCUGUCUGUGGAGAUGGUACCAUGGCAACAUUUAAUGCACGCCAAAGAAAAUUCAUCGUUCAUUCUCAAAACGAAGAAAGUGAUCUUUUGUGCGCAAAAGUUAUCAAAAACAAUAAUAAAGUUCUUGUGGGUUCAGCGGACGGCCCUAUUCUACUGUACAAUUGGAAUGAGUUUGCUGCCCCAUCAGAUAGAUUCCCAGGUCAUCCUGGUCCUGUUGAUUGUAUUGCAAAAGUUUCUGAAGAUGUCGUCUGCACUGGUUCCGCAGAUGGUUUAAUCCGUGCUGUUCACUUACUCCCAAACCGUUUUCUUGGUGUCGUUGGUGACCACCAUGGCUUACCUGUGGAAAAAGUUGAAGCAACGCACGACGGAAAGUUUAUAGCAAGUUGUUCACAUGAUAACUUAAUUAAAUUUUGGAGUGUAGACCAUUUGAAGUCAGUCGAGGUCUGUCCUCGUGAAAAAGCUAUCAAGCAGAAGAGAACAGAAAAGAUGUCAAAAAGUGGGGUUGGUCACGGCAAAAUGGCAUUCUUCUCAGACCUAAAUAAUGACAUCGACACCUCCACAUAUAUUAAUUCAUCAUCCAGCUCUGACGAGUUGGACAGUGAUUCAGAUGACGCAAGUUGACCACCGAUUUUUAGUUCUGUUUUUUUAACUGCCAAAAUAAAAUAAAAAAUUACAGAAAUGUA